Botrytis deweyae is the source of this 1683-nucleotide messenger RNA. RefSeq lists its product as uncharacterized. Gene Ontology annotation, biological process: secondary metabolic process. Gene Ontology annotation, molecular function: CoA-ligase activity. The coding region runs from base 1 to 1683 and encodes 560 amino acids. The record is from RefSeq and is a predicted model, not a curated record. The transcript has 11 exons. NCBI's taxonomy places the organism in Eukaryota, Fungi, Ascomycota, Leotiomycetes, Helotiales, Sclerotiniaceae.
AUGGUAUUUCUAGCUGAGAAGACAGUGGGUAUACCUACAAAAGAUCUCUUGUCAUGGACAUUUGAUAACGUUCCCUAUGAUCAAGAUGCUGUAAUAUAUAUCGAUGCGGCGGAUCCCUCUCGAUCCAUAUCUGCAAGCCAAGCUCGAAUCAUCAUCCGUCAAUUAGUCACGGGAUUUCAUGCUGCUGGUUUGAAAAAGGGUGACUGCGUGUGCUUACAUUCGUUUAACGAUAUCUAUUAUUCCAUGAUCUUUCUAGGCAUCAUAGCAGCGGGUGGAGUAUUUACGGGCACAAAUCCAUCAUAUACUUCUCACGAAUUAACUCAUCAUAUAAAAACUUCGCGAGCAAAGUUUCUUAUCGCAGAGCCUGAGAUUCUUACGAAUGUUCUAAUCGCUGCCAAAGAAUGUAAAAUCCAUUCUUCAAAUAUUUGGAUCUUUGAUGUCCUCGGACAGACGAUUCCUGAUUCUUUCAAAUCUUUUAGAGAUUUGAUGAAGCAUGGCGAAGAAGACUGGGUAAGAUUCGACAAUGAAGAUACAAGUAGGAAGACAACUGCUGCUAGUGUUCUUGCUUAUGAACAAGCGCCGAGACCGUAUACUAUUCGUCGAAUACUAGCACUACCGAUGUUUCAUGUAGCUUGUGUCCCUGUUGCUCAUACAACCGCCCUGAAGGGUGGUCAUGUCUCUGUCAUAAAUGAAAUAAUGGUAGUCCCACCCAUCGCAAUUGCAAUCAUCAUGUCCGGUAUCGCGGGAGAUAAAUUGAGAUCCAUCAAACACGCGGGAGUCGGGGCAGCGCCUAUGGGGAAAGAAUCCCAAGAGAAAUUGAAACAGUUAUGUGCUCCAGGAGCAACACUUACUCAGGCUUUUGGAAUGACAGAGACAACUUGUAUCUGUGCGCAGUUCUGGUUCUGGGAGGACGACACAACGGGUAGUGUUGGGAGAAUGCUGCCAAAUAUUGAUGCGAAAAUUAUCGACGAUGAUGGCAAUGACAUAACAGCCUAUGAAGUCCGCGGUGAGCUUUGUGUACGCGGUCCGACCAUCAUCGCUGGUUACUUUGAAAACGAAACCGCGAACCGUUUAUCCUUCGACUCUGAUAACUUCUUCAAAACCGGCGACAUCGUAUACUGCGACUCAAAGACCAAAACAUGGUACAUAGUAGACCGCAAAAAGGAGCUAAUAAAAGUAAGAGGCUUCCAAGUUGCACCGCCAGAGAUUGAGUCCGUGCUUCUCUCGCACCCAUUGAUAGUAGAUGCAGCUGUUAUAGGCGUCAAGGGUUCGGAUGCAGAUGGAGAAAUGCCCAGAGCUUAUGUGGUACAGAGACCUGGCGAGGAAAGUAAGGAUCUAGAGGAGAAAGACGUAAAAGAAUGGUGUGGAGAGAGAUUGGCGAGAUAUAAGGAAUUAACCGGGGGCGUUAAUGUCAAAAGGAUUAUGUCAUUGAAAGAAGGAGUUAAAAACCUUGUGCAAGGCACAGCUGAUUGGAACAAGGAUGCGAUCGACAACCUUGGUGACAAUUUUAUAAAGGGGCAUUCUUGGACGGCUGUUUUCGAAGGUCACAGUAGUGCUAGGGAUGAGGAUGCACAGAAGAUGUUAAGUGCAUCCCUGGCUAUGUUUAUAUUUUCACAGAUCAUUCUCAAGCAUGAUGGCACAACCAAGAUAUUGGAGGAAAUGAUACGACUGACUGAAAUGUGA